Messenger RNA from Fusarium graminearum PH-1, 312 nucleotides. RefSeq lists its product as uncharacterized. The coding region runs from base 1 to 312 and encodes 103 amino acids. NCBI's taxonomy places the organism in Eukaryota, Fungi, Ascomycota, Sordariomycetes, Hypocreales, Nectriaceae. The transcript is spliced from 3 exons. The record is from RefSeq and is a predicted model, not a curated record.
AUGGGUACGGUUGGGGUUGAGCCAAUCAAAUACGCUAUCUUAGGCAUGCUGCAAUGGUGCAGCGAGCUUAACGUCGCUAAGCUUAUUACGCUGAUACCACCCAUGCCAAGCAGGGUCCUUUUAUGUCACCGAUCCAUGUUCUGUUUAUCAUCAAUUCGCGGGCAUUCGAUCAACAGCCCAAGCCACAACGAUAUGGCAAAAGUCAAAGUCAAAGCACUAAUUCGGCGGUCAACUAAAUCGUUUUUGGAAUGUCAUGGCUCCCUGUCUGUGCCUCAAUCUAUUCGGUUCAGCUCGUCAGCCCAACCGUUCUAG